UAUUUUAAGAAGGUGACGAUAAGCGUUAAGUGGCACGUAAUUGUGCGUGUAAGAGAUGCCCAAAGCAUGCGAGGGGCACCUUGUUGGGAUUCAAAAUCCCCGUCGUAGCUAUGACGUCAGUCGGUAUGUGGCGCGAUGGACGAGUACGCACGUUACGUCCGCGUUCACGUACGACCUUGUUUUGUUGAUGUUUGAUUCAAGUGCGGCUGCGCGCGGCUCAGUGUUUUCACUGUUGCUGACGUGACUCGGAGGAGGAAAAAAAAAAAGGAAGAGAAAACAAUUGCGAGAAGAUUGGAUGAGAGGGGAGCCUCCCGUUUUGGCUCCUCUGUCGAGACUUCGAGUCGGUUAACAGAUAAAUAAAUAAAUAAGUCCGGUGUUUUUGAGUACGGAGCCGCUAACGACCGGGGGCAACCUCACCCAUUUAUGUGAGCGCCCUUCCCUGUCGUCGGACGCCAGCGAGGGCCAAGCAAACAGCACUGCUUAUCGCCAUUAUAUGAUCCAAUAUCCAGCGUCGCUACUACCCUCCAUGUGGGUGAGGGACCUGUGUGUGUCAGACUAUGGCGAGAAAAACAGUUAGCAGGAAAAGGAAGGCAGGAGAGCCCAAGGACCAACAACAGUUGGGCUGGUGUCAGUCAGCACAUAAGCGCAGCCGUGUUUCUUCUUCAUCUCGUCAUGCCCAGCAGUGGUGGCACAGCCGGCGCUCAGUGGUGUGUGCCCUCCGGGAGCGAGAGUUCAGACCCCAGCAGCAACAUGAGUUGCGACUCCAGCGGAGCCUGCGGGGCUUUGCGGCAGGCAGGCUGCCUGGCAUCCUCAAGGAGAGGGAGUUCUCACUUGGGCGACUCAACAAGGUGUUUGCCUCCCAGUGGCUCAACCACCGACAGGUGGUGUGUGGGACCAAGUGUAACACGCUUUUUGUUGCAGAUGUCCUGACAGGGCAGAUAACACGCAUUCCCAUGCUAAAGGACAGGGAGUGUCGAAGUGGAGGCUCUGGGGUCGUGGGUAGCACAGUGGUUGGGAGCCAGUUCCUCCCAACAGGGGUUGCACGGUCCAGGCUGGACCAUCAGGGUUGUGGGAUACACGCCAUUGAGCUCAACCCCUCAAGAACACUGCUGGCUACUGGUGGGGACAACCCCAACAGUCUAGCUGUCUACAGGCUGCCCACACUGGACCCCGUAUGUGUUGGAGAUGAUGGCCACAAUGACUGGAUCUUCUCCAUCGCAUGGAUCAGUGACAGCAUGGCUGUGUCCGGGUCCAGAGAUGGCUCCAUGGGCCUGUGGGAAGUGACUGAAGAUGUGUUGAGCCAGGCUGAGCGUAGCCAAAGUGUGGAGACUGUACCCUGCUACUCCCACAUCUCCCACCGUGCCCUCAAGGACAUCCCCAAGGAGUAUACCCAUCCAUACAACUGUAAGGUCCGAGCUCUGGCCUUCAACAACAACCACAAGGAGCUGGGUGCUGUCUCAUUAGAUGGUUAUUUCCACCUAUGGAAGGCUGAGCAUAAUCUGUGCAAGCUAUUAUCCACCAAGCUGCCUCACUGCAAAGAGAAUGUGUGUCUGGCGUAUGGACAGGACUGGUCUGUGUAUGCUGUGGGCUCACAGGCCCACGUCUCCUUCCUGGACCCACGGCAGCCUACACACAGCAUCAAGUCUGUCAACUCCAGGGAGAGAGGUAGUGGGAUCCGUUCAGUGAGUUUCUAUGAACACAUAGUGACAGUAGGCACGGGCCAAGGCUCCCUCCUCUUCUAUGACAUCAGGGCCCAGAGGUUCCUUGAAAAUCCCUUGAAUCCAGCCGGCGGGUACCGGCAACGCCCAGGAGAAGGCAUCCUCAAGCUCACAACAGGGAAAGGCUGGCUGAAUCAUGAUGAGACAUGGAGGAGUUACUUCUCGCACAUCCACUCCUUCCCUAAUGCAGUGUACACUCACUGUUAUGACGACUCUGGCACCAAGCUGUUUGUAGCUGGCGGACCACUCUGUUCCGGCUUGCAUGGCAACUACGCGGGACUCUGGAGCUAGCCUCAUCUUCUCCACCAUGUCACUAUCAUAUUUCCCCUAAUUUUUUACCAGUCAUUCCUUUCCCAUUCAGUUCUAAUGACAUUGCAGUCUGAUUUGUUUUUUCUUGUGGUUAUUGAUUCAUCAUUUUGACUCUUUAUUCGCCUUUUGCUCACUGAUGGACUCAGGAGCAUGAUCUUGUCCCUACCACAUAACAGCUUAGAGCAUCUUCUGAUGUUUAUAUGCCAUUUCACCACCAUUUCUCCAUCUACUCCAUGGUCUCCCCCAACUCAGCUGUCAAGUUACUUUGUACAGAUAUUUAUCCAAUGAGUUUUAAAUGAGCUGCAAGAUGGACGGAUCGGGAAAACCCAGAAGAAAGUUGCUAAAAAAUAUGAAGAAUAAAGGUAUACAUUUUGUUGCUGUUUGAAACACGUACAGCCACAGAGAUCGGACUACACUUGUGUUUUUGUUGGUUUAUGUUUUCAUAUGUAAGGAAAGAGUUUCUCCUGCUUUCAUCAGCAAUUAGUGACAUAGUGUCUUUGGGUGCACUUUUGGAAUUCGCCCAAAAGUAUUUCUUCCAUUCUCUCAUGGAAAUGGACGCCAAUAAAGAGAGGAGAGGGGACAGAAGGAUUUAACAGACAAAUACAUUUAAAGAACUGACCAGGAACACAGUUGGACUUCCUGUGGAAAAAAAUAUGUAGAGAAUGUUCAGUGGCUGGCAUGGGACAUAUUGGGCCAUGAUGGUCAUUAUCAUCAACAGUUGUAAAGAACAUAUUUCUCCAGUCAGAAUUGAGGCGGGAAGAAUAGCCUACCCAGUCAAAACAUGGUAGUCUGUCUGUUUUUGUUUUUUGUUUUUUUUUGGAGAUGUAAAAGGUCAAAAAUUUAACGUUUAUAAAUACAAUAUAGGUACUCUGCUAUGAAUAAUCCCAACAAAUCAUUUUAUUUUUUUCUUGAGUUUGUGUGAUUUGAAACGUACCCCUGUUGCCAUUUCUACUAGCUAUAUUUAUUUCCCCUCUUAGUUACCUUCUUUGAAUUGUUCAGGGGUUUUUCAGCUCUACAUUGCUAAAAGAUAUAUUGCCUGUAACCUUUUUUAUGCGCAUGUCCUUCUCAAUAAGGCUUCUUUCAGUACAUUUAUCCAUCUGUGGUGGGCCCGAGCUCAGGCAUACCCUUGGUUCAAAUAGUUCAAAUGUUAGGUACUAUCAGAAAAGUAUGUUUUUUGUAACACGUUAACGAGAACUAACAGACAAUGUGGCCUUUGAGUUACUGGGUUGAAUCCCUAAAGUCUUCCUGAUUCCUUCUCUGCAAGAAAUGGGAGUGAAGAUAUGGGCUAUCUUAAGUUCUGACCUUCUCUUCCAUUUUGAUAAGGAUGCGAAGAGAGCAUAAUACCCAAGGCUUUUUGGACUACCCUGGAGAUGGAUGCUGCUGCAGGCAGACAUUUGUUGUCACUGUUGGAUGUAAAAACUUUUUUUCCCUUUUUUGUAUCAACGAAUGAGUGUUUGCCCUCCUUUCCUUCUUUGGCAGAGGCAGAUUAGACUUUAGUUACGUUUUGCCUCACUGAAGUCUUUCUGUGAAAGGCUGCCGCAGGCUUACAUAGUUUUGCUUUUUUACACAGAACUUUUCUCACCAGUUUUCAUGACAACGUUUAAAAGAGAACCCCCCCUCCCCCCAAUGAUGACAAGUUGAACAAAUAACCAUCACCUUAAAAAUGUAUUUUAUAUAUAGAUGUGUAUGUAUAUGUGUAAAAUGCUAAGGGGCAAAUGCGUACAUUUUUAUGUAUAUGUCCGAGGGAGUGUGUGGACUGACCUGUUAACUUGGUGGUGACCUCUUUUAUACACACCUCAUGAAUGUUUUUACAAACGGAUGAAUCUGAGGAUAUUGCACAAUAUCUGAAAACCAACCUAUUAAGUCUUUAAAAAAAAGUAAAUGAUAAAAAUAAAAGUAUAUUGAUGUAA
This is a messenger RNA of Lampris incognitus (smalleye Pacific opah), 3937 nucleotides long. RefSeq names its product DDB1 and CUL4 associated factor 12 (gene dcaf12). Gene Ontology annotation, cellular component: Cul4-RING E3 ubiquitin ligase complex. The record is from RefSeq and is a predicted model, not a curated record. Gene Ontology annotation, molecular function: protein binding. NCBI's taxonomy places the organism in Eukaryota, Metazoa, Chordata, Actinopteri, Lampriformes, Lampridae. The transcript is spliced from 9 exons. The coding region runs from base 558 to 2009 and encodes 483 amino acids.